Messenger RNA from Archocentrus centrarchus (flier cichlid), 445 nucleotides. RefSeq names its product transmembrane protein 258 (gene tmem258). Gene Ontology annotation, cellular component: oligosaccharyltransferase complex. The transcript has 4 exons. The coding region runs from base 155 to 394 and encodes 79 amino acids. The record is from RefSeq and is a predicted model, not a curated record. NCBI's taxonomy places the organism in Eukaryota, Metazoa, Chordata, Actinopteri, Cichliformes, Cichlidae.
GGCAAUCCAGCAGAAAGAGAUUCGCCUGUGAGACUAAACUGAGGAGAAAAAAAAUUCUACUUCUUCAACGUCAUCUGUGCGUCAGGACCCCAGGAAGUGAUAGUCAGUACGUGGCCUUUACUGGGUAGCUGCAGGAGCUCCGCUUCAUUACAAAAUGGAACUCGAGGCCAUGACCAGAUACACCAGCCCGGUGAACCCGGCCGUGUUCCCCCACCUCACGGUGGUGCUGCUGGCUAUCGGCAUGUUCUUCACCGCCUGGUUCUUCGUUUAUGAGGUGACAUCAACAAAAUACACCAGGGACGUCUACAAAGAGCUGUUGAUCUCCCUUGUGGCUUCACUCUUCAUGGGGUUUGGUGUGCUGUUCUUACUACUCUGGGUUGGCAUAUAUGUAUGAAGGUGACUGACUUAAAAAAAAAAAAAAAAAAAAAAAAGAGACAUUCCAGUG